This is a messenger RNA of Parascedosporium putredinis, 864 nucleotides long. Lineage: Eukaryota; Fungi; Ascomycota; Sordariomycetes; Microascales; Microascaceae. The record is from the annotation of a GenBank genome assembly.
AUGAACUUAUACGUCAUCCCUCACGCCCUGAAUGACAUGGCAACAAAAUUUGCCGAGUUUUUGGCUCAGGGUGUCGCCGAGAUGCCAGAUAUUGACCACGUAAAGUGGACGACGAUGCCGGAUCUCGACGAAUUUUUACGGCGCAUCAUGCUUCGUGCUGCCGCUCAGGCAUUAUGUGGCCCGGGCCUUCUGGAAGUUUGUCCCUCCUUUGCCGAGGAUUUUUGGGCUUACGACGUUGCCUUUCCAACCAUCUUCAGAAGGAUCCCCCGUGUUCUCGCCCCGAAGGCGUACGAAGCACGCAGAAAACUGCAGGAAAACAUGAAGCGCUGGCAUGUUUGGGCGAUGGCCAACUUCGAUUGGGAGAAUCAAGCAGCUAUCGAGGAGAGCUGGGAGCCGGUAUAUGGAUCGCGCCUCAUGCGAGCCCGUGUCGUGAUGUUGCGAGACUCUGGGAUGAGUCUUGACGGAUGGGCAGCCCUAGACUCAGGUUUCAUCUGGACCUACCCGGAUGAUCCAACUAGCGGGCCUAUACGGAAGCGUGAUGACCCCGCUAUAUACCAAAGCAAGAUGAUGGGCAAGGAAAGCCGCUCGAGAAAUGCCGAGGACGACGCGAAGGCCACGCUGAUCACAACUGGCAUACAGGGCCACUUUUACCCAUUCGGAGGGGGCAUCAAGAUAUGCCCGGGAAGGUACUUGGCCAAACAGGAAGUCAUGAUCAUGGUCGCUAUCCUACUGAGAGCCUAUGAGCCCGAGGCAAUUUUCGACCGAGCUGACAUGGACCAGGCCAGGACCCAAACGUUCGAUGCAUGCUCCCUGGUCGCGCGCCUUUUCCGCGAGAUGCAUGAGCCCUACCACCAGGACUUGUAG